Messenger RNA from Mercurialis annua (annual mercury), 1659 nucleotides. Its product is annotated as gallate 1-beta-glucosyltransferase 84A24-like. Bases 68 to 1516 code for a protein of 482 amino acids. Lineage: Eukaryota; Viridiplantae; Streptophyta; Magnoliopsida; Malpighiales; Euphorbiaceae. Gene Ontology annotation, molecular function: UDP-glycosyltransferase activity. The transcript has a single exon. The record is from RefSeq and is a predicted model, not a curated record.
AAAAGCUCAAAUCUCACGCUUAUUUAUUUGCAGGAACACACUUGUCAAAUUAAACUGAUAAAAAAAAAUGGUAGCAUCAGAAUCUCUUGUUCAUGUGCUUCUUGUUUCGUUCCAUGGUCAAGGCCAUAUCAACCCUUUACUCAGACUCGGCAAGCUACUCGCUUCAAAGGGCUUGCUCGUCACCUUUGCUGCAACCGAAAGAGUCGAAAAACAGAUGCGAAAUGCGAACAACGUCGUCGAUAAUGAAUCCAUACCGGUCAUACCAGUCGGUGAUGGUUUUAUUCGGUUCGAAUUCUUCAAAGAAAGAUUAGAAGAAGAUGAUCCUAGACGCAGCGUUCUUGAUUACAUGGCUCAGCUCGAGCUUGUCGGGACAAAAGAAAUUUCUGAAAUGGUGAUGAGAAACAAAGAAGAAGGAAGGCCGGUUUCUUGCUUGAUAAAUAACCCGUUUAUUCCUUGGGUUUCUGAUGUGGCUGAAAAUUUUGGUAUACCUUGUGCACUUCUCUGGAUUCAAUCUUGUGCUUCUUUUGCAUCUUAUUAUCAUUAUUUUCAUAGUCCUGCUCUUUUUCCUACUCAGGAAAAUCCUCAAAACAACGUCGUUUUGCCUUGUAUGCCUGUUCUAAAACAUGAUGAAAUUCCAAGUUUCUUGCAUCCUCUUACUCCUGUUCUUUUUUUGAGGAAUGCAUCUUUAGGUCAAUUCAAGAAUCUUGAAAAAUCCUUCUGUGUUUUAAUGGAAACUUUUCAAGAAUUGGAGCAUGACUUAAUUGACUUCAUGUCCAAGUUUUGUUCUAUCAAGCCUGUUGGUCCUUUGUGUAAACACCCUAACCCUAAUCUGAAUAAUACAGCCAUCAAUGGUGAUAUCUUGAAAGCUGAUGAUUGUAUUCAAUGGCUAGACACCAAGGAAUCAUCUUCUGUUGUUUAUAUUUCUUUUGGUACUGUUGUUUUGAUAAAUCAAGAACAGUUCAAUGAGAUUGCAUAUGGGAUUUUAGAUUCUCAUGUUUCUUUCUUGUGGGCUAUCAAACCGCCGCCCCCUGGUGAAUCCGGUUCGAACGUGGCUCUUUUGCCUGAAGAGUUCUUGGAGAAAGCAGGAGAUAGAGGGAAAAUUGUGCAAUGGAGUCCACAAGAAAAAGUACUAGCUCAUGAAUCGAUUGCUUGUUUCGUGACGCAUUGUGGAUGGAACUCGACGAUUGAAGCGUUAUCAUCCGGCGUGCCCGUGGUUUGUUACCCUCAAUGGGGUGAUCAAGUAACUGAUGCUAAGUACUUGGUUGAUGUGUUUAAGGUUGGUGUUAGAAUGUGCCGUGGACUGGCUGAAAAUAAGAUGAUUACGCGUGAUGAAGUGAAGAAAUGCUUGCUCGAGGCGACGGUGGGGCCACAGGCGGAGGAGAUGAGGCGGAACGCCUUGAAAUGGAAGGAAGCGGCGGAGGCAGGGGUGGCCGAAGGUGGUUCAUCCGAACGGAAUAUACAAGAGUUUGUGGAUGAAAUUAAGGGUAUGGGGAAGCGUUCACUAGUCGGCAACUAGGCCUUAAGUAAAUGAAAAAAUGAAAUAGAUUUUAUUAGUUAAGGUGGUUAAAUGCAUGGUUGGUUCAUUAUGUUUUAAAUUUAUUUUAAGUUGAGAUAUAAAUUUCAGGACAUUAAGUUGGUGUUUGACAAGCUGUUGUGUUA